AUGUCGUACAGGCGAACGACGGACUUUGAGGAGGCCGACUACAUGUCGCAGCCGUCCCGCGGCCGCGGCGGAGGUGACCAGGUCCGCGUCAUGGAGCGCGAGCACGACGUCUACAUGGCGGAUCAGCACCGCGACCGCACGCCCGCCUUCCUCCGCGAGGGCGGCCGCCGCGCCGAGCCAGGUCCCAUGGUGCUGCGCCGGCGCGAGGUCGAGUCCUUCGACCGACACCGCAGCCCGUCGCCGCCCCCGCGGCGCAUCCUCGAGGAGCGCAUCGUGCGGCGCGCGCGCAGCGAGUCGCCGCCGGCCAGGGAGCGCUCCCGCACCCGCAUCGUCGAGACGGAGCGCACCGUGAGCCCCGUCCGCCGGCGGAGCUCGCCGAGCCCGACGGUGCGCUUCGUGGAGCGCGUGGUGCGCGAGCGCUCGCCCACACCGCCGUCGUCUGAGAUUGACCACGAGCGCAUCCGCAUCGUGGAGCGCGAGCGCGGACGGUCGCCGGAGCGGUCGCCCUCGCCCUCGCCGCCGCCGCCAGUCAUCAAGGCGCCGACGAUUGAGCGCGAGGUGAUUACGCACUACACCGACAUUGACCACGGAGUCAUCCGGGCGCCGCAGCCCAGCCCUCCCCCGCCACCGCCGCCGCGGAGGCAACGGGACGACUUCCGCGAGACGGACAUUGACAUCCACCUCGACAAGCACCGCACCGACGUGGAUAUUCGGCGGCGCUCCCGCAGCCGCUCCCGCCACCGGGGCUACCACGACGACGACCUCGGCAUCUACGACUCCGACUCCGACUCCGACUACCGCAACCGGCUGCGCGUGGACGUGGCGCCGCGGCGCGCGCGAUCCAUGAUGGGCCGCUCCUCGGAGGGCGAGCGCAUCGCGUCGCGCAUCGACGCCCGCGGGCGCAUGGGCGAGGCGCGCGGCGCGGAGCGGGUGCGCAUGGACGGCGCGGGCGGCGCGCGCACGGACACGACCUGGACACGGUACAGCGGGGAGCGGCGGACCAAGUUUUUGCCGGACGGCAGUGCGGCAGUAGGGGCGGUUCCGGCGCCGAUUUUGAAGAACGCGCCGCGGGAGGGCACCAAGGCCAGGGAGCGCAGGCUGAGCGUGGCGGUGGUGGACAGGGACACGGAGAUUGAUAUUGAGCAGCGCAGGCGCAGGAGAAGGUCGCGGUCGCGGCCGGGGGUGGUGGCGCCGCGGGACACGUGGACCGAGGUGUCGAGGAGUUUGGUCUCGCGGGAGGCGAUGGACCGGCUGGGAUACCCGUAUCAGGAGUCGAAGCACUACUACUACAUCAUGAUGUUCCUGCCCUCGGACGCCGUUUCGGAGCUCAUGAAUCUCUCCGAGGACAUUCGCCGCGCGCGCCGGCGCAAGACGAACGACCGCUCGCGCGAGAUUGAGCUCGACAUCGAGAUUGACCGCGACCACCACCACAGGCCGGUGCAGCGCAGGCGGCGCCGGUCGUCGGGGCACCUGGACGAGCACUUCCGCGAGCUCGAGGUGUCGAUUGACGGCCGGCGACCGCGGGGUGGAUAUUAUUACUGA
This is a messenger RNA of Cordyceps fumosorosea ARSEF 2679, 1542 nucleotides long. RefSeq lists its product as hypothetical. The transcript is spliced from 3 exons. Bases 1 to 1542 code for a protein of 513 amino acids. The record is from RefSeq and is a predicted model, not a curated record. NCBI's taxonomy places the organism in Eukaryota, Fungi, Ascomycota, Sordariomycetes, Hypocreales, Cordycipitaceae.